AUGGAAAAAUUUCCAUUAAAGGGUAAUCGAGAAAUUGUGGCCGAAGGAAACAGCUACAUAACUGCUUACCAGUCAGUAUUGAAGAAGUCUAACGGUCAUACAGUAAACAACAGUGACUCACAGUAUCAGGAACAUCCACUUGCAACAUCAUCUGGUAGCACAGCAGUUACAACAUCUUUAACCACACCAGAUGAUGAUGAAAUGAUUGAUAUUACACCUCGUUCAAGUCCCAGCGAAAUUCAUCAACAUUCAACACAUUUUAGCUCCUAUAGCCGUGGGAGUACUGCAGACAAUUCAGAUAUGGAAAGAGGACGAGAUUUCCACGGCCAUCAUCAACCGCCACAAACCCAGCAGGCCCCACAACGUACACAUCCGCAUGUGCCAACCCAUAGUGCUUUUGGAGAUAUUUUAGAUGGAGGUUUAUCAUUCUAUGGAUCAUCGGAACCCCAUGAUGAUAUACCAGGUAUUGGACAAUAUGACGAUUUUCAUACAAUAGACUGGCAACGUGAUAUAGCUCGUGAUCGUAUGCGACAUCGGUACAUAGUCAAAAAGCGUCAGGAUUCGUUAUGGGAUUUAGUCAAAGGGGCGCACGAUGCUUGGUCUGGUUGGCUAUGUGUACUAUUAGUUGGUAUAGCAGCCGGUUGCGUCGCCGGCAUGGUAGAUAUAGGGGCUAGUUGGAUGUCUGACUUGAAGCAUGGCAUUUGUCCGCUGGCAUUUUGGUUUAAUCGCGAGCAAUGCUGUUGGCCUACAAAACAAUCUGUCUUCGAUGAAGGAAACUGUUCAACGUGGAAAACUUGGCCGCAAAUAUUUGGUUUGAAUCGUGAAGGUACGGGCGCCUACAUUAUAUCUUACAUUUGGUUUAUCUUGUGGGCUUUGUUGUUCGCUGCCCUAAGCGCGUCGCUAGUGCGUAUGUUUGCACCGUAUGCAUGCGGCUCAGGUAUACCAGAAAUAAAAACUAUUCUCUCUGGUUUUAUUAUACGAGGCUAUUUGGGUAAAUGGACUUUACUAAUUAAGUCUGUCGGUCUAAUGCUAUCAGUAUCGGCCGGCUUGACUUUAGGCAAGGAAGGCCCUAUGGUUCACAUAGCUAGCUGCAUAGGCAAUAUAUUUUCACACUUAUUUCCUAAAUAUGGGCGUAAUGAGGCUAAGAAACGUGAAAUUCUAUCGGCAGCGGCGGCUGCAGGUGUCUCAGUCGCAUUCGGAGCUCCAAUUGGAGGAGUAUUAUUUUCCUUAGAGGAAGUUUCCUAUUAUUUUCCAUUGAAAACUUUAUGGCGUUCGUUUUUUUGCGCUCUAAUAGCUGCUUUUGUAUUGCGGUCUCUAACGCCCUUUGGAAAUGAACAUUCUGUAUUAUUCUUUGUUGAAUACAAUCAACCGUGGAUAUUCUUCGAACUGAUACCGUUUGUCUUUCUGGGUAUUAUGGGGGGCGUAAUUGGAACAUUGUUCAUUAAGGCGAAUCUAUGGUGGUGCCGUUUUAGGAAAUUUAGUAAAUUAGGUCAAUACCCAGUAAUGGAGGUUUUAGUUGUCACCCUAGUCACUGGUGUUAUAUGCUAUCCGAAUCCCUUUACACGCAUGAAUAUGAAUGAAUUAAUUUAUUUGCUUUUUAGCCGUUGUUCACCUGCCGAUGUUUCUAAUCCCCUCUGCGAUUACACUCGAAUUAAUAUAACAUACGGAGCGACAUUCACUGAAGUUACACAGCCCGGUCCAGGAGUAUACCGUUCUAUAGGACUUUUAUUGCUUGCGUUUUUCUUGAAACUGGCUUUAACUGUUUUCACUUUUGGCAUGAAAGUACCAGCUGGUUUAUUUAUUCCCUCUUUGUUGCUGGGUGCCAUUAUGGGUCGUAUUGUUGGCAUAGCGGUUGAGCAGUUCACAUAUAGUUAUCCUAAUGUUUGGAUCUUUACGGGUGAAUGUGUAACUGGCAAUAAUCUAAUUACGCCUGGCCUUUAUGCUAUGGUGGGUGCUGCCGCCGUCUUGGGUGGCGUUACGCGUAUGACUGUAUCUCUUGUAGUCAUUAUGUUUGAACUAACCGGUGGCGUAGGAUAUAUUGUACCAUUAAUGGCUGCAGCGAUGGCUUCCAAAUGGGUGGGAGAUGCUCUUGGUCGUCAGGGUAUCUAUGAUGCACAUAUUACUCUGAAUGGCUACCCAUUCCUUGACAGCAAAGAGGAAUUCGCUCAUACUACGCUAGCUGCCGAUGUUAUGCAACCGAAGCGUAAUGAAACUUUGAAUGUUAUCACACAAGAUUCAAUGACUGUUGACGACAUUGAAAUGUUACUAAAAGAAACGGAGCAUAAUGGCUAUCCCGUGGUUGUUUCUAGAGAAAAUCAAUACCUUGUGGGUUUCGUGUUGCGCAGAGAUUUAAAUCUGGCCAUUGGUAAUGCGAAAAGGUUUAUUGACGGCAUUAAUGGCCAAUCGGUGGUGUUGUUUACAUCGGUGACUCCAACUCAAAAUUUGGGUCCACCACCUCUGAAAUUAAAGAAGAUACUUGAUAUGGCGCCAAUUACAGUGACGGAUCAAACACCUAUGGAAACUGUGGUGGAUAUGUUUCGCAAAUUGGGCUUAAGGCAAACUCUCGUUACACACAACGGUCGUUUGCUUGGUGUAAUUACCAAAAAGGAUGUCUUACGGCAUGUUAAGCAAAUGGAUAAUGAGGAUCCCAAUACAGUUUUAUUCAAUUAAACGUUACGUGUGCUAGGUUACGAUGAUUCGGAUAAAACAGCAAAACUGAUUGAUUUUAUUUGGUUUAUUUUAUUUAUAAUUAUUAUUUUUAUAAAUUAUAAUUUUGCCUUAGUUAAGUGAAGCUAUCCUGUCCAUAAACUGUAAACGAAGUUGAUAAUCCGUUAACGAUCGAUCACAAUUUCGUGGUGAUCCGCAUUGAACUAAGCUUGACGCUUACGAUUUAUUUGAUUUUCGCAAGAAACCUAUAUAGUUGAAUACUUACAUAAAUAACUUAUUAUUGUACAAUUAGUGAAUGUGUGUUGUAUGAUGUAUUAUAUGCUAAUUGAUAUUAUCCA
Glossina fuscipes is the source of this 3005-nucleotide messenger RNA. It is a transcript of the gene ClC-c, whose product is annotated as H(+)/Cl(-) exchange transporter 5. Bases 1 to 2670 code for a protein of 889 amino acids. The record is from RefSeq and is a predicted model, not a curated record. Gene Ontology annotation, biological process: transmembrane transport; chloride transport. Gene Ontology annotation, molecular function: voltage-gated chloride channel activity. Gene Ontology annotation, cellular component: synaptic vesicle; early endosome; membrane. The transcript is spliced from 12 exons. NCBI's taxonomy places the organism in Eukaryota, Metazoa, Arthropoda, Insecta, Diptera, Glossinidae.